Messenger RNA from Molossus molossus (Pallas's mastiff bat), 3028 nucleotides. RefSeq names its product zinc finger BED-type containing 5 (gene ZBED5). NCBI's taxonomy places the organism in Eukaryota, Metazoa, Chordata, Mammalia, Chiroptera, Molossidae. The transcript is spliced from 3 exons. Gene Ontology annotation, molecular function: DNA binding. Bases 885 to 2963 code for a protein of 692 amino acids. The record is from RefSeq and is a predicted model, not a curated record.
CGCUUAUUGGGCAGCGGAGGAGUCGCUCGCGGAGUCGGUAAUUUCGGCUGCUCCAGGGUGCUAAAUUUAUCUUCAGAAGAGCGACCGCGCCAGCCGCGAAUCGGAUGUCUGUGGAGGUGGCAUAGGCGAUAUCCCUGAACUGAGAGCGUCACCCUGUCCCCGAACCCUCCUUUCCUGUUUUAUUUUUCAUUCCCCGCUCCUCCCUCCUCACCCCAGUCCGCGACGACUGGCUCUUGACCCUGUCCAGGCCUCGGUGAAGGUGAGGACCGGAGCGGCCGCGGCGGCUGAGUGGUGCGCUCCGAAAUGGCCGCUGCCUGGAGCUGUCUAAAAUGGCGGCCGCAGGCCAGCUGGGGACCGCGGCGCUGCUCAGCAGCCCAGCCGCGGUGGACCGACCUCUCCGCCGCAGUAGAGAGAGUGUCGAGUGCUGAGACGUGUCCGUGCGGACGUUAGCCGAGGCGGCCGUCCGCCCGGGGACGCGCGAGAGGAGUUGUGUAGGCGAGGGUGGGCCCCGACAGGAAGCGCACCCAGAUGUGGCGGUCUGCGGGCGUCGCGCACCAGAGGCGAGGAGGAGCUGAGGGAUGGCUGUCACGGGCCACACAGCGAGGUGGCCGUCGCUGAAAGCAUGCAGGCUUUUGGUUACUCCCCUUCUACCCCAUCCCUUAAUUUUAUUCUUUUGAAGAGGCUGCAUUUCAAGAUGCCACCGUGGACAUUGUGAUUCCAGAAGGGAGUACACCUCAUUUCAGAAAAGGUGUGCCAUACCUGAGAGCACCAGGAAAUCGCAUGAGAGAUCAUCUGAUAGACGAACGUGUGAUGUUCCAUCUGCGCAUUGAUGCAUAGGCAGCAUUUACAAAUUAACUGAUGUGUUGCUAUAUAUCAUCUCUUUGAUGAUUGCUCGUCUUCUGUGUAUCCUGUCUUAUAAUUUCAACAAAUUUGUGAUACUCGAUGUUUAUUCUAAACUAACCAUGUUUUGUACCACAACUACAUUGCCUAUGGAUCUAUUGCCGAAACAAGGAAGUCUUAAACAAGAAGUAGAAUCAUUUUAUCAAAUUGUGUCUGAAUCAAAUGAUCAAAAAGUUGGAAUAUUACAACAUGAAGACCAACAGUUGCAGCCUUCAGUUUCUAAAAAAUCAGAAGAUGAGCUUUCCAGGGUCCAAUUUAUGUCCAGUUCCAACAAAAUAACAUUUAGUAAAAAACCAAAAAGAAGAAAAUAUGAUGAAAGUUAUUUAUCUUUUGGAUUUACUUACUUUGGAAAUAGAGAUGCACCUCAUGCUCAGUGUGUGUUAUGUAAGAAAAUUUUAUCAAAUAGCUCUUUGGCCCCUAGUAAGCUUCGAAGACAUUUGGAAACUAAACAUGCUGCAUAUAAAGACAAAGACAUAAGCUUUUUCAAGCAACAUCUUGAUUCACCUGAAAAUAAUAAACCCCCACCACCAAAAAUUGUCAAUACAGAUAAUGAAAGUGCUACAGAGGCAUCAUACAAUGUAAGUUACCAUAUAGCCCUGAGUGGAGAGGCUCAUACUGUUGGAGAAUUGCUUAUAAAACCUUGUGCAAAAGAUGUUGUGAUGCGCAUGUUUGAUGAACAAUACAGUAAAAAAAUAGAUGCAGUGCAACUAUCAAACAGUACUAUUGCACGCCGAAUUAAGGAUCUGGCUGCUGACAUUGAAGAAGAGCUUGUUUGUAGGCUGAAAAUUUGUGAUGGGUUUUCUCUGCAACUAGAUGAAUCAGCUGAUGUUUCAGGACUUGCUGUGCUGCUUGUGUUUGUUCGUUAUCGUUUUAAUAAGUCUAUUGAGGAAGACCUACUCUUAUGUGAAUCUUUGCAAAGCAAUGCUACUGGUAAAGACAUUUUCAACUGUAUCGACAGUUUUAUGCAGAAACAUGAAAUUGAAUGGGAAAAAUGUGUUGAUGUUUGUAGUGAUGCUUCUAGAGCAAUGGAUGGGAAAAUUGCUGAGGCUGUCACCUUGAUAAAGUAUGUGGCUCCUGAAAGUACCAGUAGUCACUGCCUAUUAUAUAGACAUGCACUGGCAGUUAAAAUAAUGCCUACAACUCUGAAAAAUGUGCUAGAUCAGGCAGUACAAAUCAUCAAUUAUAUUAAAGCUCGACCACAUCAAUCCAGACUACUAAAAAUUUUAUGUGAAGAAAUGGGUGCCCAGCACACAGCCCUUCUUCUAAAUACAGAGGUGAGGUGGCUUUCCCGAGGAAAAGUUCUUGUAAGACUUUUUGAGCUUCGCCGUGAACUGUUGGUUUUCAUGGAUUCUGCUUUUCAGCUAUCUGAUUGUUUAACAAAUUUAUCUUGGCUGCUAAGACUUGCAUAUCUUGCAGAUAUUUUUACUAAAUUAAAUGAGGUUAAUCUGUCAAUGCAAGGAAAAAAUGUGACAGUUUUUACAGUGUUUGAUAAAAUGUCAUCAUUGUUAAGAAAAUUGGCAUUUUGGGCCUCAUCUGUAGAAGAAGAAAACUUUGAUUGUUUUCCUACACUCAGUGACUUUUUGACUGAAAUUAAUUCCACAGUUGAUAAAGAUAUUUGCAGUGCCAUUGUACAGCACCUAAGGGGUUUGCGCUCUACUCUGUUAAAAUAUUUUCCUGUAACAAAUGAUAAUAAUGCUUGGGUUAGAAAUCCAUUUACAGUAACUGUUAAACCAGCCUCAUUAGUAGCACGGGAUUAUGAGAGCCUGAUUGACUUAACAUCUGAUUCUCAAGUGAAACAAAAUUUCAGUGAACUUUCCCUAAAUGAUUUUUGGAGUAGCCUAAUUCAAGAGUACCCAAGCAUUGCAAGGCGUGCAGUUCGUAUACUUCUUCCUUUUGCUACCAUGCACCUGUGUGAAACAGGGUUUUCAUAUUAUGCUGCAACAAAAACGAAAUAUAGAAAAAGGCUUGAUGCUGCACCUCAUAUGCGGAUCCGACUUAGCAACAUUACACCUAAUAUUAAGCGGAUAUGUGAUAAAAAGACACAAAAACACUGUUCUCAUUAAAAUUGAAGGGUUUUGCAUGUCUCGUGAUAACCAAAUAUAAGAGGAAAAUAAAAUAUGAUGUACUU